AUGGCUGCGGCGGCGAUCCUGCCGGAGCUGGCGACGCAGGUGCUCAUCCCGGUCGCGGCGGCCGUGGGCAUCGCGUUCGCGGUGGUGCAGUGGGUGCUGGUGUCCAAGGUGCGGCUCACCCCGGAGCGCCACGCGGACGGCGGCGGAGCCGCGAAGAGCGGGCCCAGCGACUACCUCAUCGAGGAGGAGGAGGGGCUCAACGACCACAACGUCGUCGUCAAGUGCGCCGAGAUCCAGAACGCCAUCUCCGAAGGAGCUACAUCUUUCCUUUUAACUGAGUACAAGUAUGUUGGAUUAUUCAUGGGCAUCUUUGCAAUCCUUAUAUUCCUCUUCCUUGGGUCUGUCGAGGGAUUCAGCACGAAGAGUCAACCUUGCCACUAUAGCAAGGGCAAGACUUGCAAGCCUGCACUUGCUAAUGCCAUCUUCAGUACUAUAGCUUUUGUGCUUGGUGCAGUCACCUCACUGGUUUCUGGCUUUCUUGGAAUGAAGAUCGCAACUUAUGCGAAUGCCCGGACAACUUUAGAGGCCAGAAAGGGUGUCGGGAAGGCAUUUAUUACUGCCUUCCGAUCUGGUGCAGUUAUGGGCUUCCUGCUUGCUGCCAGCGGUCUUUUGGUUCUUUACAUUGCUAUCAAUUUGUUUGGAAUUUAUUACGGUGAUGACUGGGAAGGUCUUUUUGAGGCUAUUACUGGUUAUGGCCUUGGUGGUUCUUCUAUGGCUCUUUUCGGCCGCGUUGGUGGUGGUAUUUAUACCAAGGCUGCUGAUGUUGGUGCUGACCUUGUGGGGAAGGUAGAAAGAAACAUUCCUGAGGACGAUCCAAGAAACCCAGCUGUCAUUGCUGACAAUGUUGGUGAUAAUGUUGGAGAUAUUGCUGGAAUGGGAUCAGAUCUCUUUGGCUCGUAUGCUGAAUCAUCAUGUGCUGCUCUUGUUGUGGCCUCGAUCUCGUCUUUUGGAAUCAACCAUGAAUUUACCCCGAUGGUGUACCCACUUCUUGUCAGCUCUGUUGGUAUUAUAGCAUGUCUCAUAACAACGCUGUUUGCAACUGAUUUCUUCGAGAUAAAGGUUGUGAAUGAAAUAGAGCCUGCUCUCAAGAAACAACUUAUAAUAUCCACUGUUGUGAUGACUAUUGGCAUUGCGCUCAUCAGUUGGCUUGGUCUUCCAUACACCUUCACCAUUUAUAACUUUGGAGCCCAGAAGACAGUGCAAAGCUGGCAAUUGUUCUUGUGUGUGGCCGUUGGUCUCUGGGCUGGCCUAGUCAUUGGUUUUGUUACUGAGUACUACACAAGCAAUGCCUACAGCCCUGUACAAGAUGUUGCUGAUUCCUGCAGAACUGGAGCUGCCACUAAUGUCAUUUUUGGGCUUGCUUUGGGUUACAAAUCAGUCAUUAUCCCAAUUUUUGCUAUCGCGUUUAGUAUCUUCCUCAGCUUCAGCCUUGCUGCCAUGUAUGGUGUUGCUGUGGCUGCUCUUGGAAUGCUGAGUACCAUCGCCACAGGCCUUGCUAUUGAUGCCUAUGGCCCUAUCAGUGAUAAUGCUGGAGGAAUAGCUGAAAUGGCUGGGAUGAGCCACAGGAUUCGUGAGAGAACUGAUGCUCUAGAUUCUGCAGGAAACACCACUGCUGCAAUUGGAAAGGGUUUUGCCAUUGGCUCCGCAGCCUUGGUGUCCCUUGCACUCUUCGGUGCCUUUGUAAGCCGGGCUGCUAUCUCCACUGUUGAUGUUCUGACUCCUAAAGUAUUCAUCGGGCUUAUUGUCGGUGCUAUGCUCCCAUACUGGUUCUCGGCAAUGACCAUGAAGAGUGUAGGCAGUGCUGCACUCAAGAUGGUGGAGGAAGUCCGACGGCAGUUCAACACCAUCCCUGGGCUCAUGGAGGGCACCACAAAGCCUGACUAUGCAACUUGUGUCAAGAUCUCAACGGAUGCAUCCAUCAAGGAGAUGAUUCCCCCAGGUGCUCUUGUUAUGCUCACACCACUGAUCGUUGGGAUUUUGUUUGGGGUUGAGACCCUCUCUGGAGUCCUUGCUGGUGCCCUUGUCUCAGGUGUUCAGAUUGCCAUUUCUGCAUCCAACACUGGUGGUGCCUGGGACAAUGCCAAGAAGUACAUUGAGGCUGGAGCUUCAGAGCAUGCCAGGACCCUUGGCCCAAAAGGUUCUGACCCUCACAAGGCGGCUGUCAUUGGUGAUACCAUUGGAGAUCCUCUCAAGGACACGUCUGGCCCCUCCCUCAACAUCCUCAUCAAGCUAAUGGCGGUUGAAUCCCUUGUCUUCGCCCCGUUCUUCGCCGCCCAUGGUGGCAUUCUCUUCAAAUGGCUCUAA
This is a messenger RNA of Miscanthus lutarioriparius, 2304 nucleotides long. The record is from the annotation of a GenBank genome assembly. NCBI's taxonomy places the organism in Eukaryota, Viridiplantae, Streptophyta, Magnoliopsida, Poales, Poaceae.